Messenger RNA from Trichoderma citrinoviride, 909 nucleotides. RefSeq lists its product as hypothetical. The transcript is spliced from 3 exons. Bases 1 to 909 code for a protein of 302 amino acids. NCBI's taxonomy places the organism in Eukaryota, Fungi, Ascomycota, Sordariomycetes, Hypocreales, Hypocreaceae. The record is from RefSeq and is a predicted model, not a curated record.
AUGAGUUUACCUUCACGGGGAAAGGUGCAUUUUGUGUACCUCACGGACCCUGUUAAAGGAAGCGCCAUUUCUUCACACAAGGCAGCAAAGUCACAUGCGGCGCGGCACGGUCAUGCAAGGAUACGAAGGCAGCGAAUGAACGAGCACCAACAUGAGAGGAACAAGCACGAAGGAGGCAGCCAAACACUCCCAAUAGCCGCGACGGACUCCGUUUCGUCGGCUAGCAUUAGCCGCUCUGGAUUGGCGGAAGACUCAAACGCCAGUUCUAGAGGCAAUGGAGGGGGGACUGGAACCAAUCGUGAAAUAAUUCUGCAUUUUCCUCGCGUCUCUCAGCCUUCUAUCUUGGAAACGUCACCAUUUACUUCAGUCUCCAAGAACAUCUACUCCUUGUAUGGAACCAGGGUCAAUUCGACUCAGCAGUUUCUUAUCCAUCACUACGUUAGCGUUGUCAUCCCCUUUGGCAAACGCCACUGCCAGAAAUACACGGACUCUAAGGUGUGGAAACGAUUUAUGUUCACCGAGUUGUUCCCUGUUGCCCUUGCAAAUCCUGGAUUGCUGAGCGCGAUAUUACUUGCCGCCUGCCGGAGCCUUUUCGAACAAGACAAGAACAGCCGUUAUGUACAGCUGGCCACAUAUUACAAGCUCGUUUGCCUUCGAUCUAUGAGUGAACUGCUCGCCAUCCAAAAUCUUCAUGUGGGCGACUCGACAAUAGCCCAGGCAUCUUUGUUAGCAGCAGACGAGCUCAACCUCGGUGACAGAGAAGUCUCAAGACAGCACAUCGAAGCCGCAAACAGGAUGGUCGCUAUGCAAGGAGGUAGUGCGAUGCUUGGAAUGAAUGGGUUCCUCGCGGCCAUUGUAGACACCUUGACGUGUGCUCUGGCUCGUCGAGAUCCAAUGUGUAAGCUUUAG